AAAAAAAGUGUACCACGAACUUGGACGGAGGUCUUUACUACGGUAUAUAACGAAUUUGGACAGAGGUAUUAACUUUGGUAAAUAACGGACUUGAACAGCGGAUUUUGCUUUAACAUAUAACGAAUUUGGACAGAUGCCUUAACUAAGGUAUACUACGAAUUUGGAUAGAGGUCUUAACAUUGGCAUCCUACGAAUUUGGAUAGAGGUCUUAACAUUGGCAUACUACGAAUUUGGAUAGAGGUCUUAACAUUGGCAUCCUACGAAUUUGGAUAGAGGUCUUAACUUCGGUAUACCACGGACUUGGAAAAAGCUAAGACAGCUUUGGUGUACUAAAAACUUGGACAACAGUCUUACCUUUUUCGUUGUUUUAAUACAUAUAUCUAAAACAUCAAACUGGAUAAAUUACAGCGUUAAUCAAAUUCGCCAGAGAAGAACACACCUUUUAGUGAAGACUACUGAAUAUGCGCAGGAGGAAUCCAGCUCCUUUUACAAUGAUGAAUAUGAAGAACGUUGGAUCCACGUGCUUAUAUCAUGUAAUCUACAUCAGUUGUUGCUUCAUGGCUUUUUCCAUUUAUCGGUACUAUAUAGACAUCGAAACCUUACCAAUCGAAAUAAAAGAAUUACCGAAACUAGUUCGAACUUCCUUGAAAAUGAAUGAAUUACCGAAACAAGUUCAAGCUUCCUUGCAGAAACGACCUGAACGCAACACAGAUGAGAGUUUUGCACAAAAUGGACUUUCAGCUGCCCUGACCGGGACAUUGUUCUCGGGGGAAAUAGUGAGAACAUCUUUACCAGAAGCCUACAAAAAUAAACAUAAAUAUUUGGCAAAGCUGGACAAUAUGCCAGCUUGCGAUAACUGGGCAGUUGUUACAACUGUUUUUUCUCCUUCGAAAGCAGUUCAGCAUAUCGCAUCACUUACAAAUUGGUGCUUAGUGAUAGUAGCCGACAUGAAAACACCGCCAGAAAGUAAAUACUUGUUCGAAAUGGGAAAUGUCAAUCAUAUCACCCGAAAAAGAGUCAAAUAUCUUUCAGUACCAGAACAAAGUAAGUUAUAUCCCUUGUUAGCAGAGGCCAUACCAUUAAACACAUUUGGAAGGAAGAACAUCGGAUACAUGUACGCUAUACAUCACGAGGCGAACUAUAUUUGGGAUUUUGAUGAUGAUAAUUUUGGCUUAAUCGAACUUAAUGAUUUUAAACCUUCAAAUCCUUUAUCUUACGUCACAGAUUGCAAAGCAGCACAUAAUACGUUACUGAACCCAUAUCCCUAUUUCGGAGUUGCAGAAUCAUACACAUGGCCAAGAGGUUUCCCUCUACAGGAUAUUAAAAACAAAACGACUCUACCUAAACUAUGUACCAAAAGUACUUCAGUAAAACUUGGUAUAGUACAGUCUCUAGCAAAUAAACAACCCGAUAUAGAUGCUAUUUAUAGACUGACACGUGACAUACCCUUUAAUUUCCGCGCAACACCGAAAUCUCACCGGCCAUUAGUUUUGCCUCGAAAUUCAUACACACCAUUUAAUGCCCAGGCAACUUUAUGGUUUGCACCUGCGUUCCCCUAUUUGUUGCUACCUAUCAGCGUACAUGGGCGCGUGUCUGAUAUUUGGAGAAGUUACAUCGCGGAAUAUUUUCUUUACAAAAACGACCUUCUCUUAGCAUUUUCAUCACCAUAUGUUGUUCAGGAUAGGAAUCCGCAUAACUACUUACGUGAUUUUAACGCAGAGUUGGAUUUGUACCAGAAAAGUAAACAACUUGUGGAAUUUCUUUCAUCUGACAAACAUGGUAAUCAACCACACCUUUUGGCAAUGUACAAAAGCUUAUAUAUGAGAGAGUAUUUUGAACUGCCUGAUAUAUUUUUAGCUGAAGCAUGGACAAAGACAUUGGAAGACAUCAGGAAAUGACACUGAAUUACUAAGCGUCGGUUGUUCUAUGAAACGCAUACACAUUAUUAAUACAUAUGUAGUAUAGAUUCAUUUUAUUAAAAAUAACUAAUUAUAUUAUACAGAAUGUAUAUCGAGCAUCGCCUCAUGUUUGCUAAAAAACUAAUUAUAACAAGCAACGUUAAAUAUGUCUCUGAACUAGAGUCGUCGAUAUUAUAACAGUGUUUGUGCUUCAUACUAUACCUAUGUACCAAAUAUCAUCAGAAUCGAGAUGAAAAUAGAAAUUAAUCUCGAUGAGUUGUAUAUAAGACAAGUAAGCAAGAUGCUCCGAGUUAAAUCCCUAGCAGAGUUCACCAAACCAUAAAUAGCUAGGUAUACUGCUUACUAAAUAUAGUAAAGGUCCGUUAUUGUAACGAGCAUCAAGCAAUGUGCUGUGCUAUGAAAACUUAUUAGGUGAUAGUGAUAGGUCAGCUGUUUUCAUCUCUCGCAAUGUAAAUUGGCGUAUUACUCUUUUUCUACGUAAUAUAUCAACAUCGCCUGUCUUCAUUGACGUCUACGUAUCCUCUUAUGAUGUCAGAAGUGACGUCAUGCGUCUUCUCCAGGGCGCCGACAUCUUUAUUUAUACGUACUUGACUACAUGACUACAUACGAAGGCUGCAAUUGGUUAACUGAGUAUUUCGCAAUAUUUUGUAAAAUGUAUUUCUUCUACAUAUCAAAAUAUAUUAGAAUUUGUACAUUUUUAAUAUAUGAGGAAUAUCAAAGUACAAAUAAGCAUAAUAUGGGUGUACAUAGGACUGAAAUGCAGAAUUUGUUGUUUAAAAAAAAAAAAAAGGCUUUUUGACAAU
Messenger RNA from Pecten maximus, 2722 nucleotides. Its product is annotated as probable glycosyltransferase STELLO2. The transcript is spliced from 2 exons. Lineage: Eukaryota; Metazoa; Mollusca; Bivalvia; Pectinida; Pectinidae. The record is from RefSeq and is a predicted model, not a curated record. The coding region runs from base 462 to 1898 and encodes 478 amino acids.